GUGUGUGUUUUGUUUUUUUUUUUUUUGGUGGGGUGAAAACUGCACAAGGCUCGGCUUGUGCGUCUGUGCGUCUGGAGGGGGAAGAGAGAGUCCGGACAACUCGCCUGAAACGGACGGUAGCGCGGAGACAUGAAAGUGUUUUCGUCGGGCUUUGUACGGAAACAAUUUUCUUUUAUUUUUCCCGUGACCUGCGAGAACCCAACCACCACCACCACCACCUCUCUUUUUUUAGGUGUUCAGAGCCGGCGUUUUCGGGUGUCCCCUUAGCUUAGAAUAAUGCGGUUCGGUAUUUUUCCCUAAUUAGGCUGCGACCGGGGGGAAACCAAUCAAGAAUUAUCAUCCGCUGGUGGUGGGAGAAGCUGGGUUCAAAUUGCCGCUGAAAAAAAAAAAAAUCUCCCCCUCCCCACGCCACCGUGGAAUCCAUGGUCUUCAUCAGAAACCCAGAGAGAACUGCCUUCCUCUCAGCCCUCUGACUACGGGACUGCAAAAGCAAAAGACCGAGCACGGGAAACUUGCACGGCCGACACGCCGACGAGCACCAUGUCCACACGAACACCGCUGCCCACGGUCAACGAGCGGGACACUGAAAAUCACACCUCGCACGGCGAUGGGCGCCCCGAGGUCGCCACGCGCCCCGGCCGCUCUGGGGCGCGCUGCCGGAACUCCAUCGCCUCCUGUGCCGACGAGCCGCCUCACAUCGGGAACUACCGCCUCCUCAAGACCAUCGGCAAGGGGAACUUCGCCAAGGUCAAGCUGGCGCGGCACAUCCUCACCGGCAGAGAGGUUGCAAUAAAAAUUAUUGAUAAAACGCAGCUCAACCCUACCAGUCUUCAAAAGCUUUUCAGGGAAGUAAGAAUAAUGAAGAUUUUAAACCAUCCAAAUAUAGUGAAACUGUUUGAAGUCAUUGAAACCGAGAAGACACUGUACUUAGUAAUGGAGUAUGCCAGUGGAGGAGAGGUCUUUGACUACCUAGUUGCACAUGGAAGAAUGAAGGAAAAGGAGGCCAGAGCUAAAUUUAGACAGAUUGUGUCUGCGGUGCAGUACUGUCAUCAGAAGCACAUAGUUCACAGAGACUUGAAGGCGGAAAACCUGCUCCUGGACGCGGACAUGAAUAUUAAAAUUGCCGACUUCGGCUUCAGCAACGAGUUUACGCUGGGCAACAAACUGGACACUUUCUGCGGGAGCCCCCCCUACGCUGCGCCUGAGCUCUUCCAGGGCAAGAAGUACGACGGGCCGGAGGUGGACGUCUGGAGCCUGGGCGUCAUCCUCUACACCCUCGUGAGCGGCUCGCUGCCCUUCGACGGCCAGAACCUGAAAGAGCUGAGGGAACGCGUGCUGAGAGGAAAGUACCGGAUUCCUUUCUAUAUGUCGACAGACUGUGAAAACCUCCUCAAACGCUUCCUGGUGCUAAACCCAUCCAAAAGGGGUACACUUGAGGUGAGAGAAGACAGUGAAAAUCAAAUUAUGAAGGACCGGUGGAUCAAUGCAGGCAGUGAAGAAGAUGAACUAAAGCCUUUUGUGGAACCUGACCUGGAUAUUUCAGAUCAGAAGAGAAUAGAUAUAAUGGUUGGAAUGGGUUACUCUCGUGAAGAAAUUCACGAGUCUCUUGCCCGGAUGAAAUAUGAUGAAAUAACAGCCACUUACUUGCUGCUGGGAAGGAAGUCCUCAGAGUUGGAGGCGAGUGAUUCCAGCUCCAGCAGCAAUCUUUCCUUGGCCAAAGUCAGGCCUAGCAGCGAGCUGAACAACGGCACGGGGCAGUCUCCCUCCCAUCACAAGGUCCAGAGGAGCAUAUCGUCCAGCCAGAAGCAGAGGCGGUACAGCGAUCAGGCCGGCCCCUCCGUUCCCUCUGGGGCGAGCUACCCCAAGAGGAGUCAGACGAGCACCACCGACAACGACCUGAAGGAGGAAGGGGUCCAGCCCAGGAAGUCGAGCAGCAGUGCGGCGGGGGGGCGGGGCGUUGCCCCCCCGAGCCCCAUGCUGGGCAACGCUAGCAACCCCAACAAGGCCGAUAUUCCCGACCGCAAAAAGGGCUCCGCCGCCCCCAGCAAUAACUCGGUCUCCGGAGGGAUGACCCGGAGAAACACGUACGUGUGCAGCGAGAGAAACAGCACAGACAGGCACUCCGUCAUCCAAAACGGCAAAGAGAACAGCACCACCCCCAGCCCGCGCAACCCCGUGGCCUCCACCCACAGCAUCACCAGCGCCACCACGCCCGACCGCCUGCGCUUCCCGCGCGGCACGGCCAGCCGCAGCACCUUCCACGGCGGCCAGCUCCGGGAGCGCCGCACCGCCACCUACAACGGGCCGCCCGCCUCGCCCUCGCUCUCGCACGACGCCACGCCCCUGUCCCAGACGCGCAGCCGCGGCUCCACCAACCUCUUCAGCAAGCUCACCUCCAAGCUGACGCGCAGAAACAUGUCAUUCAGGUUUACCAAAAGAGUCCCAACAGAGUUUGAGAGAAACGGCCGAUUUGAGGGCUCAAGUCGCAAUGUAUCUGGGGAUCAAAAGGACGAAAACAAAGAAACCAAGCCCCGCUCCCUCCGAUUUACCUGGAGUAUGAAGACCACCAGCUCGAUGGACCCUGGCGACAUGAUGAGGGAGAUCCGCAAGGUCCUGGACGCGAAUAACUGCGACUACGAGCAGCGGGAGAGGUUCCUGCUGUUCUGUGUGCACGGCGACGGCCGCGCGGAGACCCUGGUGCAGUGGGAGAUGGAGGUGUGCAAGCUGCCCCGGCUGUCCCUCAACGGCGUGCGCUUCAAGCGCAUUUCAGGAACAUCCAUAGCUUUCAAGAACAUCGCUUCCAAGAUUGCCAAUGAGCUCAAGCUGUAAAGACGAGACGUGGUUUCGGCUGUAAAUUCUUCAAGUAGCAGUUUCAGAAAAGUGUUUUUUCUCCAAAACACUCACAAAGUAUGUAUUGAAAAUAAUAAUGUAUAGAAUAAUGCUUAGGCAAUAAUUUCUUGCAUCUUUGAAAUGGUAUUAUUAUUAUAAUUAUUAUUAUUACUACUAUUAUGGAAAUGAGAAGACUUCUUGAGCUGCUGGAGAUCUGAGGAUGGUUGGAUUGAAGAAUUGAUCUUUUUUAUUUUAAAGUGCACUACAGCAUUAAGUAGCUACUGCAUCCAGCAAGUUCCCUGCGUUCAUUAUUUCUCUGUCCAGCACAGAUGAAAAUAGGACUUCCGAAGAAAGCCUUGCUACCAAUUUUCCUCUCGUAUUGGUUUGCAGCCUGCUAUUAAAAAAAAAAACUAUGAAAAAUAACUGCACAGAUAAGUAUUCAGAGGGUGAAGUUUUCUUCCGCGUGAACCUGGGAAAAAAAAUUACUGAAACUUUUUGGCACCAUAGGCUAAACUUGUGUCCAAGAGCAGAUAAAAAAAAAAAUUAAACUUGCUUGCCAGUACCCAAGGUGGUGAGUUACGUAUCUGAUAGGAGAAUUUGUUGCACAAAUUUUCUGACCAAAUGCAAUUUUGGGAAGUCAUCUUCUCCGAUUCAUUUCCGUAAAUCACUUUUAAACCUGGUGCUCAGGGUUCCCACACAGUUUAUUUUGCAAAAAAAAAACAGGUUUGAAAAGUGUACCUGUGGAAAUCUUCGCGACAUGCAAAAAAAAAAGUAAAAUACGUUUUUUAAGCGCAUGGUAACGAUGCGAUGCGUUAAUGAGCCCUGCGCCGAUUUCGCAGACGCUCUGUGGUGAACAGUUCUGUGAUGUUUGGGAAGCAGUGCAUCAAGCAAUGGAGCUUACUGGGUCCUUAACUUUGGUAAAGACUUUGUAGAGAUCAGCAAGACUUUCUCUGUUUGGCAGAUGUGAAUAUUUAGGCAGAACCUUUUUUAUUGUACGUUUUCAGCUGUAAUUGUAAUUAAAACCAUUUGCAGUCUGACCAGUACACAAGCUGGAUUUGAAAUGGAUCGCCGUUCUGGGACAAUGUUCAUCUAAGUAUGCCAUAUUCAAGCUUUAGUAUUUUUGUUGUUUUUUUCCCCCAAAAAAAAAGUCAGCACUGUUUUACGAAUGUAAAUAAUGUAACUUAGUUUUGCAAAAACUCCAUAUUGUUAUACUUUUUUUUCUUUUUUAAGUCCUGUAAUGAGCCAGGAAAUAUGGAAUUUAUGUAAUUUGUCGCCAGGUAAGGUUCACCAGUGUCUCCAUUAAAACAUCCUAAAAUCUCCUGAG
Messenger RNA from Lepisosteus oculatus (spotted gar), 4153 nucleotides. RefSeq names its product MAP/microtubule affinity-regulating kinase 3a (gene mark3a). Gene Ontology annotation, biological process: protein phosphorylation; microtubule cytoskeleton organization; intracellular signal transduction. Gene Ontology annotation, molecular function: protein serine/threonine kinase activity; ATP binding; tau-protein kinase activity. Lineage: Eukaryota; Metazoa; Chordata; Actinopteri; Semionotiformes; Lepisosteidae. The record is from RefSeq and is a predicted model, not a curated record. Gene Ontology annotation, cellular component: cytoplasm; plasma membrane.